UUUCUACUCUCGUUCGGCCUCCUCUUCUUCUUCUUCUUCUUCUUAAGUCUUCUCCAGUUCCACGUCUCCAUCUGUCUGGUUCCUUCGGCCCUCGUCGACGGAACUCGCCAUCUCCGGGGGUUUCAAUCAUCUCUCGAUAUAUCCACGGUUUUCCUCUUUGAUCUCGAAGGAACUUAAGCCAUGGGAAAGAGGAAGUCCAGGGCGAAGCCACCUCCUAGGAAGCGAAUGGACAAGCUAGAUACGGUCUUUAGCUGUCCAUUCUGCAACCAUGGCACAAGUGUUGAAUGUCGCAUUGAUAUGAAGAACCUUAUUGGUGAAGCUGUAUGCGGGAUCUGCCAGGAAAGCUUCAGCACUACCAUCACAGCUUUAACUGAGCCAAUAGACAUAUACAGUGAGUGGAUUGAUGAAUGUGAACGGGUUAACAACGUGGAAGAGGAAGCUGCUUAGGAUGGAAACAAGCUGCAUGCAGAAGCUACUCUGUUGAAUAGAUAAGCACGGAUGCAUGAACUUCUAAAGCAUGUGAUUACUGGUCACACGCCGUUUCCAGUUUUUAAGCGCUUGAGUGUUGCCGGCGUCGGCACGGUGGCGACCUAGAGAAUAAUUUGUAAGGUGAGGUGAGGGAAUCACCUAGUGUGUGCAUGUUGGCUUGUUGUAGUUUAUGAAAAUCAUAUAGCAAUACACUACUGUGCUGUAGCCAUGAAUGUGGUACUCCUUGGGUUGUAUAUGCCAUGGCUGGUGUUUU
Messenger RNA from Rhodamnia argentea, 742 nucleotides. Its product is annotated as transcription elongation factor 1 homolog. The record is from RefSeq and is a predicted model, not a curated record. Bases 181 to 447 code for a protein of 88 amino acids. Gene Ontology annotation, biological process: transcription elongation by RNA polymerase II. NCBI's taxonomy places the organism in Eukaryota, Viridiplantae, Streptophyta, Magnoliopsida, Myrtales, Myrtaceae. The transcript is spliced from 5 exons. Gene Ontology annotation, molecular function: RNA polymerase II complex binding. Gene Ontology annotation, cellular component: transcription elongation factor complex.